This is a messenger RNA of Ostertagia ostertagi, 264 nucleotides long. The record is from the annotation of a GenBank genome assembly. NCBI's taxonomy places the organism in Eukaryota, Metazoa, Nematoda, Chromadorea, Rhabditida, Trichostrongylidae.
AUGCCCAAAAUCCAAAUUAUUGUACUACCUGCCCUUAAGCACACGACGAAAGGCUAUUCACUGAAGCCUCGCCUUGGACGAUAUCUUCAAACUGAGGGACAAUAUCUGAUUUCAUUCUUUGACAUCAAGAUGCUCAAUGAUCACUACGGGUGCCACGCUCAAUGUGGUACACCCGCCUGCUUUAAUGCUGGUGAGAUGAGACCGAAAAACUGUGCCGUAUGUAAUUGCCCUGAAGGAUAUGCUGGUGCUCAGUGCAAUCAACGA